Molecule: messenger RNA, 784 nt
Organism: Papaver somniferum (opium poppy)
Lineage: Eukaryota; Viridiplantae; Streptophyta; Magnoliopsida; Ranunculales; Papaveraceae
Product: probable LRR receptor-like serine/threonine-protein kinase At4g20940
Exons: 5
Coding region: 1-726 (241 amino acids)
Source: RefSeq, a predicted model, not a curated record
AUGGCUGAUGAGAUGGGAGAGGCAAUGGCUGAAGAGGACAAUGCAGAUGAAUCGAGGCAGAGCAAAAGAAUGAGAAAUUCUACACUCAAUGAAGAACCUUCCAUGAACCCACAUAAUAUCCAUGUCCAGCCUCCGAUUACCUCAGUCAAUAAUCCUCCUCCUAUGGAUACCAACAUCACAUAUGAGAUGAUGAACAAUGGAUUGGGAGCUGUGCCAUCUGAACCCACAAAUGAUUAUGAAGGUGUUGCUCAGAUUUUCUCAUCUGUGUCAAGCAGUAGUAAUCUUAGUGGUCUGCAGCUAUCUGGAAGUCUAGGAGGCAAUCUUUUCAUCCUCUUCAAUUUGAAGCAGUUGGAUGUGAGCAAUAAUCAGAUAGCUGGAGAAGUUCCUGCACGUCUACCUCCCAAUUCCACUCAUAUGUACAUCCAAAUGAAUGAAUUCAGUGGAGUAGUCCCGAAAGAGUUGUUUAACAUACCAAUUCUUAGAUUGGAAGCAAAUAUUUUUACAGAUGGGAAGCCGUUAAUUAUUCCGGGAGAUAGGGAUAACUUCACAGGCUCCUCCCCAAACACAAGCUCAAAAAAAACCACUUCAUCCUUGUUUGUGGGACUUAUUUCAGCUGGGGUUGCAGUAUUCUUAGUAGUAUUAUGCCUAUGUGUGUGGUUCUAUAUCAAGUCACGUAGACUUGGGGAUAAUGCAAAGCUAGCCUAUAAACAUCCAAAGUGGCCCUAGUCAUAGCUUACAUUAGUUGGGUUUAUAAGUUCUAAUUCUAUUAUACCUCAUGGUUUGU